GGCCUGGGUAAGAGCCAGCUGGGGAGGGGACGGUCUCGGAAAGCGUGGGGUCCACGGCAGGGCACGGGCCGCACCCCCUGCCUUUCGUCUCUCCACUUUCUGGCCUUCUGCCUGGAGGAGCUCGCACGUAUGGAUUGCCCCCUGCUCACCAAGGGUCGCAACAUAAAUUCUGCCAUUCAGUUCUGACAGCAGCACUUCCUGGUAGUUGGUAGGUGUCAGUAAACCCAUAUUCCGGAGGAGGAAACACAGGCUCAGAUUAUGGGAUUUGCCCAAAUCCAAGCCCAUCGGACUCCAGUGAACGUUCCAAUAUACAGUAGGCUAAUUUCCCCUUAGUUUCUCCUGUGCAUACAAGCGCUGGUCCCCUCCAGUGUCCCCCGCCGUAAAGACCUAGCACUGUGUCUUGCACAGUAGGCCGCCAGUAGCGUAAUAGGCUUUUUAAAUUAACUCGGUUGAAACACUCAUUACCAGGGCUUCGUAGGUUGGGGUUUCGUAGGUGGGGAAUGGGCUGGGGGAAAGAGCCCUCCUGGUUUACGUAUUCUGGGGGGCUUCAAAGAGGCUCCAGAGUUGUUCAAGGCAAUUAAAUGGGUCAGGGGAGUUGAGAUUGAUUAGCCUGAAGAAGAGGGGUGGGGCGGGUGGAGGUGAAUGUCUUUCAGGUAUCACUGAGACCCACCAUCUGUGUGCUCACUGCCUUCCCACACCCAACGUUUUUGUCCAGGUGAAACCUGCUUAUAAUAGUAAUUGUAGUUGACAUUUGAUGGGCCCUGGGCACUGUUUCAAGGAUUUAAUCCUCCCAAACCAUCCCAAGAGGCAGACAUUAUUAUUACCAUUUUCCAGGUGGGGGAAAGUGGGGUACAAAGAGAGCGCAAAGCUAAGUCAGUGGCCAAACUGGUUUUGAACCCUGGUGGUCUGGCUCGAGCCCACACUCUCCUUCACUAAACUAAGUUGCACCUACCAUGAUGGGAACAUCAGCUUUGAGAGUAGAAAGCCAGUGCAGAUGGCAGAGAGGUGUGUGCUAGGUCAGCCCGCCUGUUUUGCCUUGGUCAGGAUAGGAAAGAAACUUGGGGCUGGUUGUGCGUAUCUGGAAUCUCAGACUUCUCUGUCUGGAUUUGACAGAAAGCAAAAUAAGAAAACAAAAGCCAAGUUCCUACAAAGUUGCAUCUUGAACUUAUGCACCCUAAGAACACUCACAACACAACUACCAUCUAUUAUCACUAUCAUUUCGUAAAAGCAAGCGCAUUUUAAUUCUCGAAAUAAGAAAGACCUCCUCUGAAUCAAAAGCAGUCAUUCCCAAGAAAAGACAGUCAUUGACUUUACACCAACAAAUGGACGUUCCUCUGUAAUUUUUUUUUUCACGGUGCUGUGGACUAGUGAGAAUGUCACUCUGGGCAUGGCCUCUGCCUCUUGGUCCCUGUGUAUCAUCUGAGAGCAGAACCAAGAGAAGUGUGCUUUCGGUGUAGCAGGAAGGAGUUGGGUUAAAGCCAAAAGAGGAUGCUUUUUUUUUUUUUUUUCUUUAAAGAACAGGUGAGCGCUGCAUUUACGUAGGAAGUGAGGGUUGCAGAGUCAAGCCCACGGACUAGAGAGGCCAGUAGCCCUGGUUUCUACCCCAGAGAAGGGCAGCAACCUUGUUCUGAAGGAUCUACCCUCAAAUCCACCAGGGUAGCCUUAGAACCUAAAGCAGUCCCAUCAGGCCGCCAUUUCCUGCCUGGAGUCCAUGGGGCAUGACAGGUGGUUCCAUGGCAGCAGGGAGGCCUCCAGGGGCCUCUGUCACCCCUCAUCACAGAGUCCAUGUAGUCACCCACCUUGGGUGACUUGGGUAGAGUGCUUGGGUAGGAAUGACCCUUGAGGAGGGCCGAGGACAGAAGAGAGGAAAGGAAGAGAAUGACACCUAGGAGUGUUGCCUGUAGCCCAGGGUGUGCGAUGUGAAGGCUCUGAGUGGACGGGCCCGGCUGACUGCAGCCUCCUUGGGGAUGCUACUUUCCUAUUUCCUCACAUCCUUCAAGUCCAGGUGUAGCCCAGGACCUAGACCCUUCUAACAGGAGCUUAAACCCAGGCAGGUGAAGCCCUCUUCUGGUACAAUGGUGCUCAGUGCUGGCUCUGGGCCUGAGCCUGGCUUGGGGUUUGUCACUUCCCUGUUUUGUACUAGGAGGCAAGGCCAGAGGGGACAAGCAGGGAAAGGGGAGAAAGAGGGAAGGGUCUAGUCUCACCUGCCCUAUCCUAUUGGUGGAGACCAAGUCCUCCAAAGUCGAACUCUCAUUUUCUGGGAUGGUGGCAUUUUCUCCACAGGAGGCCUCAAGCCUCAUCUCACUGUGUAGGGGUGGGGCAGGGCACUGGGUUGUGGUUCUCCCAGAUUUAGGCCCCCAUCGUUUAUUUAUUUUUAAGUUUCUUUGAGAGAGUAUGUGCACAUGAGCAGGGGAGGGGCAGGGAGAGAGAGAGGGAGUGAGAGAGAGAAUCCCAAGCAGGCUCCACACUGUCAGCCCAGAGCCCGAUGCAGGGCUCAAACCCACAGACUGCAAGACCAUGGCCUGAGCUGAAAUCAAGAGUCGGAUGCUCAACUGACUGAGCCACCCAGCCACCCCUUAGACCCCCAUCAUUUAAAGGCACACACCUACCCAAGUUUUAAUCCUGGAGUUAUAGAAUGGUAAAUCUGGAUCCUCUCAGGUUGCAAAUGCACAAACUGAGACCCAGACAUGGGCAAUCUCGUCCUCCUCCAGGGUCACACCGGUUGGGCCUGGAGUGCCUAUGCAACCAGAUUCUUGCUCACUCUGGGUUGGAUUUUGACACUGUUGACAGAAGUCAUGAUUUUGACACUGUUUGACAGAAGUCAUGAUUUGAGCCCCUCCUAAGUACAGGACUCUAUCAGAUGUUGCAGAUGCCGAGAGAGCUGCCCUCAAGAGCUUUUGGCCAGACAGGUAAUUACUACCCACUACAGGGGGAACUACAGUUGCUGGAAGGUGAGUUUGCCUCAAGACCGCGAAACUUUACAAAGUGCUCCCCUUGAUGGAAGGGGGCCCUGCCUGCAGAAACACCCAGAUGCCCAGCAGUCAAUCCAUGGUGAAGAAAUCAAAGAUGAGAGGCCAAGGAGUGAGGGAACAGGGUUGCCAGUUGGGCACACCUGACGCCCCUCCCAGAAACUUCCCAAGGAACAAGCCCAGAAAUUGGGCCUCUGCUGCCCUCUAAUGGAGGAAAGCCAGACUCUAGAGCUGCCUACCGGGGCCCAGCCGUCCUGGCUCUCCUAAAGAAAAGGGGACGUGAAGGACCUUCCUGCCCCCAGAAUUUUUAUUCCCUUAGAGUCUCGAGCUUCAUUUCCUACAGCCUCAGAAGCUGAAACUUCUCUCCUUCCAAGCGCCUCUGGCCAUCUUGUUUCCCGAUCACCACCCUCCAUCCUGUUUCCCCAGUUUCCUUUGUUGCCCAGGUUCUGAUUCUGGUACCCUGGUUCCCGGCCCUGCCAGAGUUCUGGUUCCAGAAGGCCCUUGCCAGGUGCCUUGGGCCUAGCUCCCACCUGGGAGCAAGGCAGCGCUGAAGACAUGGGCAUGAGCGUCCCCCAGUGCCUGGGGCAACUGCACAUCUGCAAGGGUGUAGUGGGCUUGGCCACAGGUGCUGGGUUCAUCUACCUGCUCUACAAGGCCAUCAAGGCUGGCAUAAAAUGCCAACCGCCCCUCUGCACCACCUCACCAAUCUGCAUCGCCCGUGAGUGUCCCGGCCCUGGGGAGAGGGCUCUGCCCCAGGAGGCACCUACUCCCGAGGCCUCCAGUGUGGGAGGGCCCAAAGGCCUGGCAAUCGAGCGAGAGCGGCACGGGCGGGACUCAGGUGAGCUCCGGAGGCUCCUCAACUCUCUGGAGUGCAAACAGGAUGAGUACGCCAAGAGCAUGAUCCUGCACAGUAUCACGCGCUGUGUGUACUUGCUGGAGGCCGAGGCCUCUGCUUGUACUACUGAUGACAUCGCAUUGGUGGGCUCCAUGCUGGAUGACAAGGACAACAGUGUCAAAAUCCAAGCUCUGAACACACUUAAAGCUUUCUCUGGCAUCAGAAAAUUCAGGCUUAAAGUCCAGGUGCAAGCCAUUCGAUUGCUGAGCUACCUGGCACAGAAGAACGACCUUCUCUAUGAUAUUCUCAACUGCCAGGUGCAUGCCAACUUCCUGAACCUGUUUCAGUCCACACAGCCAGGGAGUCUGCUGUUUGAGGUCCUGGUGUUUGCCGAGCGGCUAAGUGAGGGCCGGAAUUCACCCCACUACCGUGCCGUGAAGUGGCAUUACAAUGAACAGUCGCUGCACGAAGCUCUUUUUGGGGAUGAGUCGCGACUGGCAGACCGGCUCCUCGCUCUGGUCAUCCACCCUGAGGAGGAGGUUCAGAUCCAGGCCUGCAAGGUCAUAGUCAGCCUGCAGUGCUCCCAGGAUGUGGGAGUCCGGCCCUCCGUCUGCCAGCCCAGCCGUUCCUACUUUAAUAGCGGGGAAUAAAAUUAAGGAGAGCCAAUAAAUGACUAUGGGAGAAAAGCAUGAGGAGCAGUUUCUGUUUAGGGCCUUCCAGGGGCUGGGUGGGGAUUUCAGCCGGCCUGAUUGCUACAUGGAGCAUGGCAAAGCAUGGGUGCAUCUCCCAGAACACGUCCCCACUUCUCUGCUUAGAGGACAGAUUCCCUUCUGCCCCUGCUGCUUUUAAAAUUUGAAUGUGGAGCCAGUGCUUUAAGGGAGUUUUAGGGAGAAGGCACGUCUCGGGGACAGAGGCCAAAGAUAAUCAGCAGGAGACAGUAUUGCAUGGGAUUACUCAGCACGGGCCAGGCUGUGCCACAGUAACAAACAGCCUCCAAAUUUUAGUGGCUUAAAAAUGACAAAGUUUUUUGGUUUUUUUUUUAAUUUAUUUAUUCAUUGGCGUAGAAUGAGAGGGAGAGAGAGAGAGGAAGAAUCCUAAGCAGGCUCCACACUGGCAGCACAGAGCCCGGCGUGAGGCUUGAACUCAUGAACCGUGAGAUCAUGACCUGAGCUGAAACCAAGAGUCAGAGGCUUAACCAACUGAGCCACCCAGGGGCCCCAACAAGGUUAUUUCUUAUUCCUACUACAUGCCUACAGCUGGGGCGAUAGAGGGACAGGUGUCUCUUCCAAAUCCUCUUCUCUCUGUGGCCAAGGCUGAGGGUGGAUCUUCACUGUGUGUCUACAACUCCUAGAGAAGGAAAAGGGAAGGUGACAGUGAUCGCUGGCUCUUGAAAGUUACACCAGAGGGGCGCCUGGGUGGCUCAGUCGGGUAAGUGACCGACUUCAGCUCAGGUCACGAUCUCCCGGUUGGUGAGUUUGAGCCCUGUGUCGGGUUCUGUGCUGACAGCUCAGAGCCCGGAGCCUGCUUCGGAUCCUGUGUCUCGCUCUCUCUCUGCCCCUCCCCCGGUCACACUCUGUCUCUCUCAAAAAUAAAUAAACAUUAAAAAAAAAAAAACCUUACACCAGAAAUGAUGCUCGCAUUUCACUAGCCAUAGAGGGUAGGGGAGAUCAGUCUUACUAUGUGUCCAAGAACUGAAAAUAUUUGGUGGAAAAAGCAUUAAUGACAGAGACUGCAGGCGUAUUAGAAGAGUGAGAGCUCUGGAAUCAGACUCUCAGGUUCAAAUACAGCUCUGUCACGUACUGAUUGUGUGACUUUAGGCAAGCCAUGUACCCCAUGUGAGCCUCAGUCCCUUCACCUAUAAAAUGACAUAUAUAAUAAUCUGUAUAAUGAGAGAACUUAUCUUCUGAGGCUGUUGAGAGGAUUACAUGAGGGAUAUGUGAGUUCGUGAAUGUAAGACACAAUGUUCUGCACGCGAAGGGUAUUCACCAAAGAUUGAAGAUUGAGAGCGUGAAAGAUUGACACUGGAAAGGUCCUAGAGAGCAUUGAGUCCUAUGUGUCUGCAGACCAGUCUCUUUGGGUUGCAGGCACCGGGGAGUCCCAGAACUCUCUAAGAAGCACCCUGAGAUGCCACUAGAACUUAGCUUUAGAAACCAGAGUGAUUAUGUGAAUAAUAUAAAACCAUAACCAUGUAGUCUCCAGAAACAAGAAGACUGUCAAACCAAAUAUGAUCACCUAUUUUCAGAAUUCCCAGAUAGUGCAUUUCCCAUGUGUUCAUUCAUUGUGUUACCUGGAAAACAAACAGCAGCGGUUGUUAAUGGUUUAAGAAAACAUUACGGGGGGCACCUGAGUGGCUCAGUCGGUUGAGGGUCUGACUUUGGCUCAGGUCAUGAUCUCAUGGUUCAUGAGUUUGAUCCCCACAACAGAUUCUGUGCUGACAGCUUAGAGCCCGGAGCCUGCUUCGGAUUCUGUGUCUCCCUCGCUCUUUGCCCCUCCCCCACUCAUGCUCUGUCGCCCUUUCUCUCAAAAAUAAAUGAACAUUAAAAAAAGAGAAAACGUUAUGGGAGAAAACCCUAACAUUGGAGUGGUUCUAUCUGCUACUACUUGAUUUAGGAGGAAGAACAUGUUGGCCCAGCUAAAGAACCCGUGGUCUUAGGGGCAGGACCACAGUCUAUUCUAAGGCCAACUCUGUCAUUUUGCUGAAAGAAAAAACAAACCCAAAGAGGAAAAGUGAUUUGCUCAAGGUUUCAUGACUGAUCUGGGGCAGAAAUAGGGUUAGAGCCUCCUAGACUCAAGCUUUUUGCUUUCAUAUUCCUUGGCCUGAGCCCCAUGAGAGCGGACUCUGGAUUCUAAUCCAGAAUCUGUGGCAGUUGAGGAAGAUAGUGCUUUUGGCUUUUAGGGGUCUGUUUAGGACUGAAUACUUGGGGAAAUGUGUCCCCACUGAAUUCCCGACCCAGGACCUCAUCUCUUGGGUCAGUGGGGUUGGGAGGAGGGUUGUUGAUGAGGAUGGGCUGAUCAGAGAGCCGGUUCCUACUUGGGGACCAUCCUCAUCACCAUCUCCCAAAGUCUGACUUGUCACCUCUGAGUGGACAUCACUACCAGAUCUGAAUCAUCAGCCCUUGUCUCUCUCCUGAGUGCAGGCCUGAGGGCUGCUCCUUCCUGCUUCUUGGAUACACUGCAGUGACCCCAGUGGAACCUGUCAAAAGCCAACAUCAUCCUACCCACUCCUCAGCCAGCUCCCUCUGUUCCUAUGUCACCAGCUAAGUACUGGGCAUCACCUUCAACCUCUGUCCACCACAUCCAGCCAACCAUUCAGAACAUCCCACAUCUACC
Acinonyx jubatus (cheetah) is the source of this 7134-nucleotide messenger RNA. RefSeq names its product armadillo repeat containing 12 (gene ARMC12). Bases 3525 to 4454 code for a protein of 309 amino acids. The record is from RefSeq and is a predicted model, not a curated record. Lineage: Eukaryota; Metazoa; Chordata; Mammalia; Carnivora; Felidae. The transcript is spliced from 5 exons. Gene Ontology annotation, cellular component: nucleus.